Pochonia chlamydosporia 170 is the source of this 1353-nucleotide messenger RNA. RefSeq lists its product as hypothetical. The transcript is spliced from 3 exons. NCBI's taxonomy places the organism in Eukaryota, Fungi, Ascomycota, Sordariomycetes, Hypocreales, Clavicipitaceae. The record is from RefSeq and is a predicted model, not a curated record. The coding region runs from base 1 to 1353 and encodes 450 amino acids.
AUGAAGGAUAGCGAAUUCGCAGAGUUGCCGCGUGUUUCCUCGCUGUCUCGGGAGGAAGAGACUCGCCGAGCAAUGAAACCUGUGUGGAUGCUCACCUAUUGGGGUUGGGGAUUGAUGUUCACCGCCGCCCUCUUCUUCAUUGUCGCUUCUCUCUUUGGUCCGGUUCCAUCUCUUCGCGCCCCUGUUGAACUCAUCCAUGCUGAAUACGUGGUCUCCAAGGCUGCUCACCAGCUCGCCAUCCGAGCUGACUGUAAUGAGACUGCCGCUCUGUUCGAAUCCGCUGCCGAUGCAAUCACAGCCAAUGCUCUGGGACUUUCAGGAACAAUCUCUGCAUCUAGACUCGUCACGGAAGCUUCCCAGCUUUCCACAGCUGCCUCUGCUCAGUCUGCCACAGAGAUUGCCGCGGAAAGUGUUCCCAUUUCCACCCAAACUGCCCUCUCAACCAUUUACAGCAUCAAAAGCACAUCCGAGGAACGCACCUUGACCAGCACCACAACCGGCACCACAACCAUUACUGUAUCACCUGUCCAGUACACCGAAGCUAGUGUCACCGAUGAUACUUGCCCGGCAGGCGUUACAGAAACAGUUGUGGUCACGGUAUAUCCUGCCCCAGACGUAACCGUCACCGCGGGAGCUUCCACUGUCACCAACGUCAACACCCAAGUUUCCUACACGAGUGGUCUACCAGACGUCACUCUCUCCGGCAACCCAUCCACUUACACUGCCAUUCAAACAGACGUAUCGUUAACCACCGGUCCCCCAGACGCCACCGUCUCCCAGGAUCCCGCAACGGUCACCAAUGUCCAAACAGACAUCACUUACACCACUGGACCUCCAGAUGCCACCGUCUCUCAAGACCCUUCCACCGUGACAGACGUCCAAAUCAGUUGGAGCUGGCCUCUCACUAGCACCUACGCCACGCCCGUCACAACCCUCACCAUCUCUGACCUCUGGGGCUCACCACCACCCGUCAGCGUCUCCGACCAACCCAGCCUCUCUACCUUCACAACCAUCAUCUCCUCCCAGGUAACCAUCACCAUCACCCCCAGCGAGAGCGUUUCCUCCUCCCUCGCAGGCGAAGUAACCUCCCUGUCCCCCUCCCCAACGAGCACAUACACCGAAACCGUCACCGAAACAGGCGGACCACCAGCCGUUGAAACCACCACCGUUGACGUUUACCCUCCCGCUUACACAAGCUACAACACUACAUCCACAUCCACCUCCAUUACCACCCCAAUCAUCAUCUCAGCUGGCAAUAAACGCCCAGAGCCAAAAGGAUGGGGUGGCAGCAACGGCGGUAGCAACGUCGCCUGCACAAUCAUGCUCAUCGCCGUCUUCAUGUUCAUGCUUUGA